Messenger RNA from Diatraea saccharalis (sugarcane borer), 871 nucleotides. Lineage: Eukaryota; Metazoa; Arthropoda; Insecta; Lepidoptera; Crambidae. The record is from the annotation of a GenBank genome assembly.
UCACCCUUCAUUCCUUUCCUGCUGGUUGUCAUUUUUGCUGUCAUUAUUUAUAACGUCAAAAAUGGAGGAGGAACGUUUGUUCGACGAAAGGGUUUCAAUUAGAGAAUCCGCUCGACCAUUAAAAAAAUAUGGGAGCACAUGCAAUCAUAUGAAAAGAAACGAAGAAUACAUCAAACAUGUAAUGUCAAAAGGUGAUACCUUGCAAGGAAUUGCUUUAAAAUAUGGUGUAACUAUGGAGAAGAUAAGAAGAGCAAAUCGACUGUUCGCGACAGAUAGUUUGUUUUUGAGAGAAUAUUUAUUGAUUCCUGUGACCAAAGAUUCUCCUUUCUAUGAGAAUGGAGAGCGCGUGACUGAACCACCUGUGCCGAGUCAUCGAGCCUCUAUCGCUGGAAUGCCUACUAGAGAUUUCUCCCCUGGCAGUCCUGAUGAAAAAAAGAGUUUUGAUGAAUUUUUAACUAGACUGGAUUCUUCAUUAGCUGACAUAAAGAAGCAUGUAGAAAAAACGAAGGAAAAUAGUGAGUUCGUCAAAGAUUUCGAAGACGAUUUCGUGAGACACAGGCCGACGGCGCGCUUACGGCAAUCGGCGUCAUUGGGCGCGUCGACCUCUUACAAUGAGGUGAUACCGCCGCCCCUGCCGCCGCCGCCCGCCACGCUGACGCAGAGCCGCCGCGUCGACUCCUCUCUAAAGCGACUCGAGAGGGCACACGACGACCUGUUCCAGUUGUAGCGGCCGAGGCAGCGCAGGUAAUCUUCACAACUAAGUCUAGGGACCCACUCGCAGGGAGCAGGGCCAUUAUUCGCUAUGACUAUUUAUCGAUCGAAUAUCGAAUUAAGGUAAGACAUUUGCAAUAUCUGUGUUAUCUAUGCAAAC